Messenger RNA from Notechis scutatus (mainland tiger snake), 1947 nucleotides. Lineage: Eukaryota; Metazoa; Chordata; Lepidosauria; Squamata; Elapidae. The record is from RefSeq and is a predicted model, not a curated record.
CAAGAUGGGAGACAACGAGGGGGAAGUUUUGCGUGGGACUUUCCCCAGCCUCAUGGCGGAAGGAACAAUGCUUAGCCGGCGCGGGGAGCUCAGCAAAGCUCUGUCUUACUACACUUACGCUUUGCAGCUUCAACCUGGUGACAGGAACUGCCUUGUUUCCCGUUCAAAAUGCUACUUGAGACUUGGAGAUACAGAAAAUGCCCUAAAAGAUGCAGAAGCCUCUCUGACUGCUGACAAAGAAUUUACUAAGGGACUGUAUCAAAAAGCAGAAGCCUUGUAUACUAUGGGUGAUUUUGAAUUUGCUUUAGUCUUUUAUCAUCGAGGGCACAAGCUCCGCCCUGAUUUGCAGAAAUUCAGACUGGGUAUUCAAAAAUCCAAAGAAGCAAUUGAAAAUUCAGUUGGAAGCCCAUCAUCCGUGAGACUAGAGAAUAGAGCGGACCUCUGCUUUCUGAGUCGCCAGGCAGAGAGUAAAAAAGCAAAGCAGAAACUCCAUAUCAAAAAGGAUGCAAAGUACUUAAGUAAACAACAGGCCCCCGUGAGGAAUGAGAAGAUGGAACGACAGCUCCUGGGAGAGCUCUAUGUUGACAAGGCUUUUCUGGAAAAACUGCUCAAGGAUGAAGAGUUGAUCAAAAGUGUUACCAAGCAGGGGGUAACUGUUGGAGACUUACUUCAGGAGGGUCUUUCCUACCUGGAUACUCGCACAGAUUUCUGGCAGCAGCAAAAACCUAUUUAUGCUCGGAUCAGAGAUCGCAAGCUUAUGUUGAAAAGAUGGACCAGAGAUCAAAAGCGGAAGCCCUCUGAGGUGGCAAGAUACAUACUAAAGAGCAUGGAGGACAUUGAUAUGCUGCUGACUAGUGGCUGCCCUGAAAGAAGUUGCCAGAAAGCUGAGCAAGUACUGAAAAAAAUCCAGAGCUGGUCCGAUGAUGAAAUCCCCAACAGGAGCGAGCUGGUUGGAAAUCUUUACAGCUGCAUUGGAAAUGCUUACAUUGAGAUGGGGAAUAUGAUGGCAGCUUUGCAGAGCCACCGUCUAGAUCUGGAUAUUGCCAAAGAAAACAACAUGACUGAUGCCAUCUCCAGAGCCCUUGACAACAUUGGUCGGGUAUAUGCCCGUAUGGGCAACUUUCAGGAAGCCAUUGACACCUGGGAGGAAAAGAUUCCUCUUAUGAAGAGUAAUUUGGAGAAAACUUGGCUGUUCCAUGAAAUUGGCAGAUGCUACCUAGAACUCAACAAAGCAGCUGAAGCUCGAGACUAUGGUGAAAAAUCCUUGCAGUGCGCAGAGGAGGAAGGAGACAUUGAGUGGCAGCUCAAUGGCGGGGUAUUGGUGGCACAGGCACAGGUGAAACUGGAGGAUUUUCAGUCUGCAGUCACAUAUUUUGAAAAGGCUCUAGAGAAGGCAAAACGUAUCCACAAUGAUGCAGCUCAGCAGGCAAUCAUCAUUGCUCUAGAUGAAGCCAACAAAGGGUUCAUCAAAGAGUUGAAAGAAGAACAGAGACUUGAGAGGAUGCGUGAAUUGAAAGAGUUAGAAGAUGAAGAGGAGGAAGAAGAAGAGUUGAAGGAGGAAGAGCUCAAGAGAGAUGCAGAUGAUACAGAAAAAAAGGAGGAAGCUGAAAAACUUGAAUCUGAAGAUGUGAGAGAGGUAUUAUCCCAAGAAGCAGAAGAGGUGCCUGCACCUGAGAAUAGGGAGAUGCAACAGAUGGAGGGAGAACCAGAUCAAGGAGAAACUGAGAAGAAAGGAGAAGAACAUGAAGAACCUGAGGAAGAACCUGGGGAAGAACUUGGAGAAGAACCUGAGAAAGAAUUAGAACCUGACCCAGAAAAACCGAGUGAAGAAACUGUAGGAUAAGAUUGGUGAAAAUUGUUUUUGGCUUGUAUUUUGCCUCACAAUAUUUUCUCUCUACAUUAUCGCUUGUGAUGUUCUGACUACUAAAUAAAACACAAAUAAAAUAA